AUGGCUGAGCAGGACCCAGGCACGGGCUGCCCACGGGGGAAGAAGGAGCUGCCAGCCUUCACGUGGCAGGUGAGGGCCAACGACCGACGGUACCACGCACAGUCCAAGAAGAAAUUUGCCUUCUGCCUGAGCAGGAAGAAGUACAGGGGCAAUGCCAUCAAAACAGCCAAGUACAACCUGCUCACCUUCCUGCCCCUGAACCUCUACGAGCAGUUCCACAGGAUGGCCAACGUCUACUUCGUCUUCGUCAUCCUCCUGCAGACCUUCCCCGAGAUCUCCACGGUGCCCUGGUACACUCUGCUGCUCCCCCUGAGCUGCCUCCUCGUCAUCCGGGGCCUGCGGGACCUGAUCGAUGACAUCGGCCGUCACCAAAGCGACAGGAGCAUCAACAGCAGGCCCUGUGAAAUCCUCUGUGGGAAGAGGUUCCAGCGGCAGAAGUGGUGCCACAUCCGCGUCGGGGACAUCGUCCGGCUGCGCAAGGACAGCGUGGUCCCGGCUGACGUGCUCCUGCUGUGCAGCUCCGAGCCCAGCAGCCUGUGCUACGUGGAGACGGCGGACAUCGACGGGGAAACAAACCUGAAGUUCAGGCAAGCCCUUCUGGUCACCCACCAGGAGCUGGGCAGCGAGGAGAGCAUGGCUGCCUUCGAUGGGAGGGUGACCUGUGAGGAGCCCAACAGCCGCAUGCACAGCUUCACGGGCACCCUGGAGUGGAGGGGACAGACCCACUCCCUGGACAGCGAGAGGAUCCUGCUGAGGGGCUGCAGGAUCCGCAACACCGACGUCUGCUACGGGCUGGUGAUCUACGCUGGAUUUGAUUCCAAAAUCAUGAGGAACUGCGGGAAGAUCAAGCGGAAGAAAACCAAACUGGACCGCAUGAUGGACCGGCUGGUGGUGGUGAUCUUCCUGCUGCUGUUGGUCACAUCCCUCGGCCUCGCCGUUGCCUCUGGGUUCUGGGCCCGGACGUUCCAGGAGAAGCACAGCUACCUGGCUGCUGUCUACAGGAACACCAGCCCUGCCCAGCAGGCCUUCCUCACCUUCUGGGGCUUCACCAUCCUCCUGAGCGUCAUCAUUCCCAUGUCCAUGUACAUCACGCUGGAAUUCAUCUACCUGGUGAACAGCUUCUUUAUCAACUGGGACCUGGAGAUGUAUUAUGCUGUGAAGGACAUCCCAGCCAAGGCCAGGAGCACCAGCCUCAACGACCAGCUGGGCCAGAUCGAGUACAUCUUCUCAGACAAGACCGGCACCCUGACACAGAACAUCAUGACCUUCAAGAAGUGCUGUGUCAACGGCACCAUCUACGGUCCAGGCACAGGCCAUGAGAACAAACAGCCACCAGGGUCGGGGUCGGCCUGGGACCACCACGGGGAGCAGAAGGUGGACGUGAUGCUGUUGGAAGCCGCCCAGAGGGACAGUGACCCCGUGCUGAGGGAGUUCCUGAGGCUGCUGGCCCUGUGCCACACGGUCAUGGUGGAGGAGAGGGGCGGCCAGCUGGUUUACCAGGCAGCCUCCCCGGAUGAGGAAGCCCUGGUGUUGGCAGCCAGGAGCUUGGGGUAUGUGUUUCUGGCCCGAACACAGGACACCAUCACCAUCAGUGAGCUGGGGAGGACGAGGACCUACCAAGUGCUGGCCAUGCUGGACUUCAACAGCGACCGCAAGAGGAUGUCUGUCCUGGUGCGAGACCCCCAGGGCAGCAUCCGGCUCUACACCAAGGGAGCCGACACCGUCGUCCUGGAGCGGCUGCGGAGACGGGGCCGCAGCGAGGCCUUCACCGAGAGGGCCCUGGAUCUCUUUGCAGAGGAGACCCUGAGGACACUGUGCCUGGCCAGCAAGGAGGUGAGCGAGGCCGAGUACCAGGAGUGGGGCAGGAGGCACCACGAGGCCGCUGUGCUGCUGCAGGGCCGUGCCCAGGAGCUGGACAGGCUGUACGAGGAGAUGGAGCAGAACCUGCAGCUGCUCGGGGCCACGGCCAUCGAGGACAAGCUGCAGGAUGGAGUCCCUGAGACCAUCCAGCUGCUGAAACUGGGCAACAUCAAAGUGUGGGUGCUGACAGGAGACAAACGAGAGACUGCCACGAACAUCGGCUACGCCUGCAGACUGCUGACGGACGACACCGAGAUCCUGGAGGAGAAGGAGAUCAGUGAGAUCCUCCAGGCUUACUGGGCGAGCAACAACAACCUCAGUGGCAGUGGGGAAGGCCCAGGCAGCAGCCCCCUGUCCCAGCAGUGCCCAGAGGCUUCGUGCCACAGGAGGAGAGCCAUCAUCAUCAGCGGGGACUUCCUGGACAAAAUCCUGCACAAGGGAGAGGUGCUGAAGGAGAAGAAGGGGUGGCCAUGGCGGUGGCUGCCCCGUGGCAGGACUGGGGGCUCCCAGGAGCAGGAGAGCCUGGUGGAGAAGGCCUUUGUGGACUUGGCCACCAGCUGCCAGGCAGUGAUCUGCUGCAGGGUGACCCCCAAGCAGAAGGCCCUCAUUGUUCAGCUGGUGAAGAAGCACAAGAAGGCCGUCACCCUGGCCAUUGGGGACGGGGCCAACGACGUCAACAUGAUCAAAAGUGAGUGCAUUUCCCCCCCACCAACUGCAGACAUCGGGGACGUGAGUGCCAAGAAGAGCCUGGAGUUCCCUGAGCUCUACGUGACUGGGCAGCAGGACGAGCUCUUCAACUACCGUGUCUUCGGGGUCACCCUCCUGCACGGGGUUGGCACUUCACUCACCAGCUUCUACAUCGCCCUCUGGGCCUUCGAGGACCACGUUGGCAGCAAAGCUGUCGGGGACUACGAGUCCUUCUCCGUCACCGUGGCCGUGUCGGCGCUGCUCUCGGUCCUCGUGGAGAUCGUCCUGGACACCAAGUUCUGGACAGUCUUGUCCUUCCUGAUGGUCACAGCCAGCCUGCUGUUCUUCUGCCUCUUCUCCUUCCUGACCCAAAGUAUUGAUGCCUUCAGGAUAGCCCCUGCCAUCUUCUGCUUCCCAGAUGCCAGCUGGAAUGCCUUCACUGACCCCUACGUCCUGCUGGUGGUCCUGCUGUCCCUGGUGGUGAACACCCUCCCCUCACUCACCGUCCACGCGUUCUGUGCCACCCUGGGCAAAGCCACCACCCAGCAGCUCUACCCCUCCACUGUGGGAGCCACCAGGGUGGCUGUGACCGAGGUCAAGGUCGGUUGGGGGAUCAGGGUGCGCCUCUCUCUCCAAAAACCCUCGUGGGCAGGUGAAGAGAAGGUUCUGUGA
Manacus vitellinus (golden-collared manakin) is the source of this 3219-nucleotide messenger RNA. RefSeq names its product ATPase phospholipid transporting 8B3 (gene ATP8B3). NCBI's taxonomy places the organism in Eukaryota, Metazoa, Chordata, Aves, Passeriformes, Pipridae. Gene Ontology annotation, biological process: phospholipid translocation; Golgi organization. Gene Ontology annotation, molecular function: magnesium ion binding; ATPase-coupled intramembrane lipid carrier activity; ATP binding. The transcript is spliced from 25 exons. Gene Ontology annotation, cellular component: plasma membrane. The record is from RefSeq and is a predicted model, not a curated record. The coding region runs from base 1 to 3219 and encodes 1072 amino acids.